AUGACUUUUGGAGAAAGAUAUUUGCGUGAACCCACUCCUGAAGAUGUUCAGAGGUUGCUACAAGAGAAUGCGGACCGAGGUUUUCCUGGAAUGCUUGGUAGUGUUGAUUGUAUGCAAUGGCCAUGGAAGAAUUAUCCGGUAGAUUGGCAAGGAUCUUACUGGGGUAAAGAUAAAGAGAGUAGUUUUGCAUUAGAGGCGGUGGCAUCAUACGAUUUGUGGUUUUGGCAUGCUUUUUUUGGAAUGCCUGGAUCAAACAACGAUUUGAAUGUGUUGGCACACUCACCCCUUUUUGAUAACAUGUUAAAGGGUGUAGCACCUUCAUGCAAUUAUGUCAUCAAUGGUCACCAGUACAAUAUGGGUUAUUUCUUAGCCGAUGGUAUUUAUCCAAAGUUGACUGCAAUUGUACAAGAUUUCUCUCAGACACUGGACAUUCCCGACUAUGUGAGAUUCAACAAGUAUCAAAUGGAUAAAAGAAAGGAUGUCGAGCGUGCUUUUGGAGUUCUCCAGGAAUUACACUUACAACUAAGAGAUGAUCUUGUCAAGCACAUUGUUGCGCGUCCUGGUAGAGGAGGCCAUGCAGGUGACAUAUCUAGUUUGGAGGGUUCAGAUAUGGAAAACGUGGAUCUUCCAUCAUCAGAAGGAGAUUAUGAAGAUACAAACUUAGAUGAAGAAGUAGUUCCUGGUCAAAACGAGGAUGGAGCAUUUGUUUAUUAUGGAGAUUACAAUGAUCAAAUUCCAGAUGACAUUGAACAUGCAGUUGAAUAUGAACAUGAUGGAGAUGGAGAUGAGGAUGAUUAUGACGAUUAUGAGGAAGAUAAGGAGGAUGAUUCUGACGAUGAGGAGUACGAUUCUUACGAUGAUGUUACCUACAAUGAUGCGGGUAUUAUGAUGAUGAUGAUGUUGAGGCAUAAGAUGUAUUUCAUUGUUGUGUUUUAA
Molecule: messenger RNA, 936 nt
Organism: Papaver somniferum (opium poppy)
Lineage: Eukaryota; Viridiplantae; Streptophyta; Magnoliopsida; Ranunculales; Papaveraceae
Exons: 2
Coding region: 1-936 (311 amino acids)
Source: RefSeq, a predicted model, not a curated record